This is a messenger RNA of Myodes glareolus (Bank vole), 1858 nucleotides long. RefSeq names its product kaptin, actin binding protein (gene Kptn). Gene Ontology annotation, cellular component: lamellipodium; actin cytoskeleton; KICSTOR complex. Lineage: Eukaryota; Metazoa; Chordata; Mammalia; Rodentia; Cricetidae. Gene Ontology annotation, biological process: actin filament organization; cellular response to amino acid starvation; negative regulation of TORC1 signaling. Gene Ontology annotation, molecular function: actin filament binding. The record is from RefSeq and is a predicted model, not a curated record.
CUUGACGUCAUCAGUGUGCGCGAGUGGCAGUUCCCGGGCAGGUUGGGGAGCAACAAGCCAGCUGGGACUAACCACGGAAGAUCGGGAUGGGGGAGGCGGCCGUGGCGGCGGGACCCUGUCCACUCCGCGAGGACAGCUUCACACGGUUCUCGUCGCAGAGCAACGUGUACGGGCUUGCAGGAGGAGCAGACGGUCGUGGGGAGUUGCUAGCCGCCACACUUAAAGGCAAGGUCCUCGGCUUCCGCUACCAAGACCUCCGACAGAAAAUCAGGCCUGUGGCCAAAGAACUGCAAUUCAACUAUAUCCCCGUGGAUGCUGAGAUCGUCUCCAUCGACACUUUCAACAAGUCACCCCCAAAGCGAGGACUGGUUGUGGGCAUCACAUUUAUAAAGGACUCAGGAGACAAGGGCAGUCCUUUUCUUAACAUUUACUGUGACUAUGAACCUGGCUCAGAAUACAACCUGGACUCUAUUGCAGAGAGCUGCCUGAAUUUGGAACUCCAGUUCACCCCUUUCCAGCUGUGCCACGCAGAAGUCCAGGUUGGGAGCCAACUGGAGACUGUCUUUCUCCUGAGCGGGAAUGACCCAGCCAUCCAUCUCUACAAGGAGAGUGAGGAGCUACACCAGUUUGAGGAGCAGCCCGUGGAAAACCUCUUCCCAGAGCUCACGAACCUGACCAGUAGUGUCCUGUGGCUCGAUGUCCACAACCUGCCUGGCUCGUCUCGGCGGCUCUCAGCUCUGGGCUGCCAGAGUGGCUAUGUGCGUGUGGCUCACGUUGACCAGAAGAAUCAAGAGAUUUUGCAGACAUGGACAAUCCUGCAGGAUGGGCCCAUCUCCCGAGUGAUCGUGUUCCGCCUCUCCAGCCCCGAUGCAACCGAGGACAACCCACAGCAGGAAGGAUACAGUCUGCUUGUUGCCAGCAUGUUAGAGCCAGCUGUGGUGUACUGGGACCUUCUGAACCAGGGCCUGGAAGACCAACUUCUCCUGCCCAGCAGUGACCAGUUUGACAGUGUCCUCUGUGGCCUGGUCACUGACGUGGACCUAGAUGGACAACCAGAAGUCCUGGUGGCCACCUAUGGACAGGAGCUGCUCUGCUACAAGUACCACGGGGUGCCUGAGGCCAGCAGAGGCUUCCGUCUGCUCUGGCGAAGGACUUUUGCCAGCCCCCUGCUUGCCAUGGCCCAUGUGGACCUGACUGGGGAUGGACUGCGGGAGCUGGCCGUGGUAUCCCUGAAAGGGGUGCACAUCCUCCAGUACAGCCUGAUCCAGGCUUCUGAGCUGGUCUUGACCCGGCUUCGUCGUCAAGUGGAGCAGAGGAAACAUCAGCAGGGCCUUGGAGACAAAGUGGCUCCCAGGCCUAUGGAACCCCUAGCCUCCUGAGCACUCCCUCUUCUCAGGCCUGGGCAUCUCAUGUCUGUCACUGAUGCAGGGAAAGCAUCUCAGAAAAGGACUUCUCCCCUGAGACUCCCCCAGAGGGGCAUGCUGGGAGUCCCUGAGCCACUCUGCUGUGUGUGUGAGACCUUAGCUGAUCACCCCUCUCUGAGCCAUUUGAAGAGGGACACUCUCAGCAACCCCUUGCAGUCCCAUCAGGUUUUGUUCAUACAUGCAGAGCAACAAAGCUGCCCUCACUUCCUCGUUUCCUUUGUCCAGCAAGCAUCUAUUGAGCACUUACUGUAUGCCAAAGUUCUGCUGAAUUCACUCCCAAAGAACUGAGGAGGGGAACUCUACAGAGAGAGUUCAAGAUUAGACCCAGAGGAAAGGAAAGGAAAGAAGUUACGUGGAGGGGGUGGGGUUGGUUUGCAGUUUUGAGAGCUAUGGAGCCUUUCUCUGCACUGGUGAAAUAAACUCGGGAAGAAUAA